Messenger RNA from Alternaria alternata, 2360 nucleotides. RefSeq names its product Sodium/hydrogen exchanger. The record is from RefSeq and is a predicted model, not a curated record. The coding region runs from base 198 to 1907 and encodes 569 amino acids. The transcript has 3 exons. Lineage: Eukaryota; Fungi; Ascomycota; Dothideomycetes; Pleosporales; Pleosporaceae. Gene Ontology annotation, molecular function: antiporter activity. Gene Ontology annotation, biological process: proton transmembrane transport. Gene Ontology annotation, cellular component: membrane.
UCCUGGUGUCUUCUUGGUAACAAAACUCUUCCGUCCAAUCUUUGUUGCUGACACGCAAACAAUAUCCAGAGGACGUCCGAGGUAGCGCGUGCUCUUGGUUAAUCUGCAAACUCUUGUCCACUUGCCUCGUGGCCGCAUAGAGCCAGUUCCAGCAGGCGUCGCACGCAUAUUGACUGGCCAGCGCCCUUGCCUGCAUCAUGGCUGUAGACGCGUCUCAAGAUGCCGCGUCGCUGCCAUACCACGAGCCAGGCAUCGUUGUCAUUCUAGUCCUCGCGUCUUUUCUUCUUCUCCUCAAUGUCGUCAAUGCUGCCCUUGAUCGAGUGCUUUACUGCGGUCUACUAGGCCAGGUGUUGGUCGGCAUCGCAUGGGGCACUCCAGGUGCGAAAUGGCUGUCUGAGAGCUUAGAAGAGACGGUUGUGCAAUUAGGCUAUCUUGGACUGAUUCUGCUUGUCUAUGAAGGUGGUCUUUCUACUUCAUUCCAGUCUCUCAAAGCGAAUCUACUUCUCUCUUCUGGCGUCGCUCUUACUGGAAUCGUAAUUCCCAUCGCUCUCUCCUACACUCUACAAGGUCUGUUAGAUGCUAGCCCUGUACAGGCCUUUGCUGCUGGUGCAGCACUGUGUUCCACCAGUUUGGGCACAACCUUUACGGUUCUCGGCUCAAGUGGCUUGUCUACCACUCGUCUAGGCGUUGUCCUUACCAGUGCGGCUAUGAUGGAUGAUGUCGUCGGCCUGGUCAUGGUGCAGGUCAUCUCCAACCUAGGCGGUGACAACUUCAGCUGGGUCACGGUCGUUCGCCCGGUGCUUGUUUCGGUUGCUUUUGCUGUCGUUGCUCCUAUUGUUUGCCUUUUCGUCGCUAAGCCCCUGACCGUGUGGCUGAAUACGUACCGCGAAGCUCACCCAGGCGCACGGCUAAAUGCUCUCCUACAGCGUACACAAACGGCUUUCACAGUCCACACGCUAAUUCUCAUUGGUCUCGUCGCGGGGGCUACAUAUGCAGGCACGUCGAAUCUGUUUGCUGCGUACAUUGCAGGAGCUAGCAUCAGCUGGUGGGAUUCUGACGUACCUCACCCUGCCAGUACUUUGGCCACAACCCCAGUGGCUGAAAAGAGCCCAGCAGCUUCUGGGUCAGUUCUUGAAAGCUCUGAAAGCACAUCUCCAGAUGCCUCCAAGACUCAAAGCGAGCAAAACCAGGGCGCGCUUUCAUCCCAACCCACCAAGAUCGAGAAGGAAGAGCACGUGGACGCAACAGGUGGUGCAGCCAUCUACCACCACUACUACCACCCUGCAGUGUCCAAGAUUCUGCAGCCUUUCUUCUUCGCAUCCAUUGGCUUUUCUAUACCAACCACGCGCAUGUUUAGAGGUGCGAUAGUCUGGCGAGGUAUUGUUUAUGCCGUCCUUAUGGCAUUUGCCAAGGUGGUGUGUGGUCUUUGGCUUGUCCGUUUCUCGGUCUCUACGGGUAAAAGAUCUCCUAGCAAGAUCCUGAGCAAGGUGCGCCUGCCGUCGGUGCCUCACUUGUGGGCCGCACCACCACACACAGAAGCUACCCCCACACAGACACGCCCAGCAGCUUCGUCAGCUGGCACCGAAAGCGAGGCGCGCUCUUCACCCAACCCACCAAAGCCCUUCUCGCUACACCCGCCGCUUAUUCUCGCCUUUGCCAUGUGCGCCCGCGGAGAGAUUGGUUUCUUAAUUUCCGGCGUCGCUGAAUCUCAAGGAGUGUUCGGGGAAACUUCUGGUGAGCCAACCGACAUCUUUCUCGUCGUGACAUGGGCCAUCGUUCUGUGUACUAUCCUCGGCCCUCUGGCUGUUGGGUUAUCUGUUCGCAGGGUGAAGGAACUCCAAGCGCGUAAGAAGAAACAGCACGAGGGCGCCGAAAGAGACGUCUUGGGCGUUUGGGGGGUAGAGUAGGUUAAUCUCCGGUGGGAACCAAAGCUGCUAAAGUGUGGUCGCUGCGCAGUCCGGGCAGACUGGUUGCGGUUGAGCUCGAGGUUGUGCACAUCCGCCCCCUGUGGUUAUGACGUGCAUGGUUGGGUGUCUGGACAGGGAUGGUGGCUGUAUUGGUGGGGUCAGAGGCGGGCACCAUGCAAAAUACGGUUGAAACAUGUUGAUUUGUACUUGGUGUAUCGAGCGCCGUUGGAAGUGAAACAAUAUGGCAAGAGAUAUAGUGUAAGCGAUCGCCACACCUUCCUAGAUUUACGUGGCGAUGUAUGGGUCGGAAGGGAAGGGAAGUGGGAACGGUAGCAAUAAAAACAGACUGCAAUGACACUUUGACACAACGUGGGUUCCCAUAGUUUGGUAGAGCACCCUUCUUUUGAACAAGCAGCCAAGCAGCCGAACAGGUAGCGAGCGGCACGAAAUCUA